AUGGGCGAUCAAGAAAACAGUAAUCCUAAUUUAGAGGACGCAAAUCAUGCAGAAGACGAAAAUCACUUCGUUGAUGAAGAUAUAGAGGUUAAUAUUGAUUUUAGUGAAGGACAACCACAUGUUACACAUGAUUACGUUUCUCCUGGUGGCACCUUGUAUUGGACCCCUAUUGUUUCAGACGAUAUCAAACUAAAAGUUACAUCAAAAUUUAAUUCAUAUGGUGAAGCAGUAACAAUCUAUAGAAACUAUGCAUUAGAAUCUGGUUUUGAUGUCAGGCUUCGAAGAGUACAAAAAACGAAAAAUGAGAUUAUUACAAAUAGACAUCUUGUAUGCAAUCGUGAAGGUAAUCCAGAUACUAGUAAAGUAGAUACUCUGGACAUUCAGCAUAAAAAGACUCAAAGAAGGAAAGAUUUAUUUAGGAGGAAUUGUAAAGCGAAAGUUGUUUUAGAAAUAAUUCUCGGUACUCUUAAAUAUGUCGUGAGUGAUUUUUUCGAGCAACAUAAUCACGAGUUGUUUAGCAACAACAAUAUGUACUUAUCUCGUUCAAAGAGAAAACUUGAUUAUUCCCAGGAAAUUUUCAUUCAUAAUUUGUCAAAACAAAAUAUUGGUUUUGUAAAAACACAUAGACUGUAUAGUGUUCUUCAGGUCGGUCCUUCUGUUCGAGGUGGAUUGGUUUCUAAUUUCAAGAAUGCUAGGAGAAAUCUUAAUUGUUACAUAGGUGGGAGGGACGCGAAAUUCCUUGUUGACAACAUGAAUGACAGGACGAAAAAUGUCCCAUCAUUUACUUUUGAGUAUAAAGUGAUGAACAAAAUACUGAAUGCUUUAUUCUGGGCUGACGAAACAGCAAAGUAUAACUACAAUUCUUUCAGAGACGUUCUAUCACUCGAUGCCACAUUCAGCAUGAAUAAGUAUGAUAUGGUUUUUGUUCCAUUCACUGGCAUCGAUAACCACAAAAAGUGUGUAACAUUUGGUGCUGUACUUUUAAGUAAAGAAGAUGGAGUUUCUUAUGAAUGGUUGCUUAGGGCUUUUCUGAAAUCUUUUAGAAAACAACCUCAAUUGGUUAUAUGUGACCAAGAUCCAGCUUUGAAAAAAGCUAUAGAUAAGGUUUUCCCGUUUGCACAUCAUAGGUUAUGUAUGUGGCAUAUAACAAAGAAGUUGCCAAAUAAGAUUCUAUCAAUUGAAGAUGCAGCCACCAAUCAAAAAUUUCAAAAGUGUUUUCACUCUAUAAUUUGGAAUUCUAAGCUGGAAUCACAUAAAUUCGAGAAUGUAUGGCGGAUCUUAUGCAGACACAUAUUCGGUGUGUUUAAGUUUUAUGGCAUUGAACAAAUUUCUGAAAAGUACAUUUUGAAACGUUGGCGUAGGGAUGUUAUUCCAACAGAAUUACUGAAAAGACGCUUCAAUAGUUCUUUUGAUGAUUCUAAUUCCGACAUGACUGCUAUUGAUAUUCUUUCAACCGUUGACUGUUGUGUGUCUUUUUUAAGCCAUGAUACAGCUAAGUUAAAGUUAUACCUUGACGAGCAGAAUAAGUUGAAAAAAAAAUUCAUAGACGAUUCUCCAACUCAUAAUAUACCGAACAUAGCAGAACAGUUCAAGAAGCUUCUAGGCGUAGUAUGUCCUGAUGUAGUAUCUGAUGUUAGCGACAUUCAAAAUCCUACAGAUAUUUGUAACAAAUGGUCCGGUACUCGUGGGAAAAGAUUAAAAUCUACAAAAGAGAUGAUUGAGAAAGAAAUCUUGAAAGCUAAGAGGAAGUGUGCUACAUGUCAACAGAUGGUUCAUCAUCAUAAAAGAAAUUGUCCUUUAAAGAACGCCGAGAAAUAA
Molecule: messenger RNA, 1818 nt
Organism: Lactuca sativa (garden lettuce)
Lineage: Eukaryota; Viridiplantae; Streptophyta; Magnoliopsida; Asterales; Asteraceae
Product: protein FAR1-RELATED SEQUENCE 5
Source: RefSeq, a predicted model, not a curated record